Messenger RNA from Lathyrus oleraceus (garden pea), 875 nucleotides. RefSeq names its product putative F-box protein At3g19560. Gene Ontology annotation, molecular function: protein binding. The coding region runs from base 175 to 690 and encodes 171 amino acids. The transcript has a single exon. Lineage: Eukaryota; Viridiplantae; Streptophyta; Magnoliopsida; Fabales; Fabaceae. The record is from RefSeq and is a predicted model, not a curated record.
AUUAAAGUUAUGCAGUUGAUUACAUUUUCUUUUCAAUGACCGGUAAGACGAUUAGAAUCCAAAUUGGAGCCCUAAAACGAAAGUGCACACGUUCCGGCCCGAGUACGAAUAAAAACCGACGCAGUGAAUUCAAACCGUAAGUAAAACCCUAAAAUCCAAAAUCGAACCCUUAAAAUGGCGGUAAUGACGCGGAAUCGACUGCGCAUGACGACUGAGGCGACGGAAGUGUCAAUAAACACGAUUCUCCCGGAGGAACUAAUGAUCGAAAUCCUCUCCAGGAUUGAGUUGAGCAAUCCUCUGGAAUUAAGGUGCGUUUGCAAAUGGUGGAAAUCGAUAGUCGCUGAUCCUCAAUUCGUGGAGAGUUACCUUCACAGAUCGUUCAGUGAUGUCCUUGAUCUUACUUCUACGGCUAUGGAGCACGUGGAAUCUUUUGAAUCGCAUGAUAUUUACCUUCCCGCCGAUCUUCAAGAUGAUGAAGAUGAUGAUGAAGAAGAUGAUGAUGAUGUGACAGAGUUAUUGGUGAACAAGGCGGCUCAGUUGGAUAAUUUUUUGGUGAUUCUUGAGUGUAUGAAAGGGAACUUGAACACUAUGAAGGUUGAUGUGAUAUCUUUGAAGAGAAGAAUGAAAUGUUUAGAAAGUUUUCUGAAAAUUUAUCUGAAGUCAGCACCAUCUUUAUUCUCUAGUGUCUGAUUUUAUUUUCUACAUCUUCAUGCUAUUUCUUGCAUUUUUGAAAUGCUGCGACUUCAGAUUAGUUUGAUUAUAUUACCUGGUUGCUUCUUUUUGCAUUAAGCUACUUUUUUUUAAUGCUAAGGUCUGUAUUCAGAUAUUGUUCUUCCUUGAAUGAUAUUGUAAAUGAAUGGACUAGUUAGUUGAAA